This is a messenger RNA of Scleropages formosus (Asian bonytongue), 3532 nucleotides long. RefSeq names its product DEAH (Asp-Glu-Ala-His) box polypeptide 36 (gene dhx36). Gene Ontology annotation, molecular function: G-quadruplex DNA binding; RNA helicase activity; DNA helicase activity. The record is from RefSeq and is a predicted model, not a curated record. Gene Ontology annotation, cellular component: cytoplasm; nucleus; intracellular anatomical structure. Lineage: Eukaryota; Metazoa; Chordata; Actinopteri; Osteoglossiformes; Osteoglossidae. The coding region runs from base 152 to 3211 and encodes 1019 amino acids. The transcript is spliced from 25 exons.
UUGCCUGCGCCAUGCCGGAUAUGUUCCCGUCGCCUGAUCGAGCGGUUCUUUUAAUGUGAACUUGUACAACUGAACGCUACGCGGAAUUUUGUUGCGUAAAGUCGUUCCGACCCGUUCAGAUAGAUGUUCGCCAGGUAGCUCUAGCGGCGUUAUGAGUUAUGGUUACGGGAGUCGGAGGGGCCGGAGGGGCGGCCGGAGCUUCGGGGAUGGAGGUGACGAUGAGCGCUGGGACCGUCACCGUGGAACCACCUGGGCCGGGGCCGGGGCCGGCGGAGCUGGGCCUGGGGCGAGCGGCGGCGGCGGCGGCGGCGCGGCCCAGAGGAACCUCGGCUGGGAGGAGCAGGGAGCCUCAGCCGGGCGAGGCGGGGGGUCUCGGGGCCGCCAUCCGGCACAUCUGAAAGGCCGGGAGAUCGGCCUGUGGUACGCGAAGAGGGGCGGCAUGAAGCGAAAAGAGGAGGAGAGGAAGUCGAGGGCUGUGGUUCAGAUGGACGAGUCCAGAGAGGAGCACAUCACUCAGCUGCUGAACAAGGUCCAGAGAGACACACCUGCUGCUGCUUCCUCAGGGGCUGCAGGGGCGACACCAGUGAAGCAGCACAGCUACUUCGAUGGUGAGGAACCUCCAAAGGAAGCGCCUCCCGCUGAGCGGAAGGAGGUGAAAGAAACGCCGAAGGACAGAAGCCUGGAAUUUCUGUUCCAGGAGCUGGUGCGCAAUUCCACUCUCGACCAAGAGCUCAAGAGGGACCUGCAGUCAAAAAGGAGCGACCAAAAGUACCUGGAGAUGCUGAAAUUCCGAGAGAAGCUGCCUUCGUAUGGGAUGAAGGAGGAGCUGGUCCAGCUGAUCCGGGCCAACCAGGUCAUGGUGGUGAGCGGCGAGACGGGCUGUGGGAAGACUACACAGGUCACCCAGUUCAUCCUGGAUGACAGCAUCCAGCGUGGAAUGGGUUCCAUCUGCAGGGUGGUGUGCACCCAGCCGCGGCGCAUCAGUGCCAUCUCUGUGGCAGAGCGGGUGGCGGCAGAGCGGGCUGAAGCCGUGGGGGAGGGGAAUUCCUGCGGGUACCAGAUCCGACUGCAGAGCCGGUUACCACGGAAACAGGGUUCCAUGCUGUAUUGUACCACAGGCAUUAUCCUGCAGUGGCUUCGCUCUGAUCCUCACCUGUCGAGCGUCAGUCACCUGGUUCUGGACGAGAUCCACGAGCGCAACCUGCAGUCAGACGUUCUCAUCACCAUCAUUAAAGACCUGCUGCGCGUCCGCGAAGAUAUCAAAGUGAUCCUCAUGAGUGCCACUCUCAACGCUGAGAAGUUCUCCAGAUACUUUGGUAACUGUCCAAUGAUCCACAUCCCUGGCUUUACCUACCCAGUGAAGGAGUACCUGCUGGAGGACGUGGUACAGAUGCUUAGAUAUCGGCCUCAGUCGCAGGACCGCCGACCUAAGUGGAAGCGACGCUUCAUGCAAGGCCAGAUGUCUCGGCCCGAGAAGGAGCAGAAGGAGGAGGAGUAUCAGGAGAGCUGGCCUUGUUACGCGCGCACGCUGCGAGACAGAUACUCUGACAGCACCAUUGAGGUCCUGGAGAUGAUGGACGAUGACGACAAGGUUGACCUGUCACUCAUCGUGGAGCUCAUCAAAUACAUCGUGCUGCAGGAAGAGGAUGGUGCCAUCCUGGUCUUCCUGCCUGGUUGGGACAACAUCAGUGGUCUUAAUGAUCUUCUCAUGGCCCAGCAGAUGUUAAAGUCAGACAAGUUCAUCAUCAUUCCACUGCAUUCCUUGAUGCCAACAGUCAGUCAGACGCAGGUGUUUAAGAAGCCCCCACCAGGAGUGCGGAAAAUCGUGAUCGCUACCAACAUCGCUGAGACCAGCAUCACCAUCGAUGAUGUCGUCUAUGUGAUUGAUGGGGGAAAGAUCAAGGAGACACAUUUUGACACCCAGAACAACAUCAGCACCAUGACAGCUGAGUGGGUGAGCCUGGCCAAUGCCAAGCAGAGGAAAGGCCGUGCCGGCAGGGUCUCCCCAGGGAAGUGCUACCACCUGUACAAUGGCCUUCGAGCUAGUCUUCUGGAUGCCUACCAGCUGCCUGAGAUCCAGCGCACACCACUGGAGGAGCUCUGUCUGCAGAUCAAGAUCCUGAAGUUGGGCAGAAUCGCCUCAUUCCUGCAGAAGGCCAUGGACCCGCCCUCAGAACAAGCGGUGCAGCUGGCCAUCACUCACCUGAUGGAACUGAAUGCCCUGGACCACCACGAGGAGCUGACCCCCCUAGGGUUCCACCUGGCCCGGCUGCCAGUUGAGCCCCACAUUGGGAAGAUGAUCUUGUUCGGGGCACUUCUGGGCUGUCUGGACCCUGUGCUCACCAUCGCAGCCAGCCUGAGCUUCAAGGACCCAUUCUUCAUCCCCCUGGGCAAAGAGAAGCUGGCAGACAUGAGGAGAAAAGCCCUGUCCAAGAACUCCAAGAGCGACCAUCUCACCGUGGUCAAUGCCUUCUGGGGCUGGGAGGAAGCCAAGAGACGGGGCUACAAGUGCGAGCGCGAGUAUUGCUGGGACAACUUUCUGUCAGCCAACACGCUUCAGAUGUUACACAACAUGAAGGGUCAGUUUGCAGAACACCUGCUCUGUGCAGGAUUUGUCAGCAGCAAGGACCCAAAAGAUCCUGCCUCCAACAUCAACUCAGAUAAUGAGAAGCUCCUCAAAGCAGUCAUCGUGGCCGGCCUGUACCCUAAAGUCGCCAAGAUCCGGCCAAGUUUCAGCAAGAAGCGGCCCGGCGUGAAGGUUUACACCAAGGCCGAUGGAAAGGUGAACAUCCACCCAAAGUCAGUGAAUGCAGAGGAGACCGAGUUCCACUACACCUGGCUCAUCUACCACUUGAAGAUGAAGACCAGCAGUAUUUUCCUCUAUGACUGCACAGAAGUGUCUCCAUUCUCACUGCUCUUCUUUGGGGGAGAUAUUUCCAUCCAAAAGGAUCAGGAGCAGGACACCAUAGCUGUGGAUGAGUGGAUCGUGUUCCAGUCCCCAGCCCGCAUUGCCCACCUCGUCAAGAAUCUGAAGACAGAGCUGGACUCCCUCCUUGAGGAGAAGAUCAAGAACCCCCAGCCCGUGGACUGGAGCAACUCAAAGUCCAAGGACUGUGCUGUCAUUCUGGCCAUCAUUGACCUCAUCACGACGCAGGAGAGCAACGCAGGCUCUUCUGGUGGAACCCAGGCUGGAGGCAGGUACUACGACUAACUCCACUGCUUCUCUCCUCGGCUCCACACCUAUUAUUUAUUCACAUCUUUGGGAAAAAAUGCUAGUUUUUGUUUUUUUGUUAAAACCUAGGUAAGUGUUCUCAUGUUAUUGUAUAUGUUGGGAAAACAGUCCCUCUUUUUUACAUAGCUUCCAUGUCAGGCUGUAAUAUGAGCUUCACUCACUUUUACUUGUAUGGUCCAGCCCAGCUUGAACCUGCAGUACAUGUGACUGCUGCAGGUUUGAGCAGGACCACUCAUUGGCUAGUUUUCAGAGUCCUGUACCGUGACUGCCCCCUGCUUUGUAAAGCAUUAAAGCUGAAAA